AUGAGCCGCAUUUUGUGUCCCUGCGUUGUUUGUGGGAACAGAGUAGGUGGAAGGGAACACCCCGAGGAUGACGAGGCAACUCUUUGGCUUUCAAGGUUCCGUGGAGUAUAUAAUCAUCACGAGGACGGAUACAUCUUAACCGGUGUUUGUUUUUCAAUCGAGCCCGAAGAGGAGCAGUUCGGAGCUUCUCCAGCUGACAACUCUGCUUGGGACGAUGAGGGCUAUACGAUCGAAACUGACAAUGGCACAUUCAACGUUGUGACAAGUCGCUCCAAGGACGGUUGGCAUGGUUUUCUUGUCCAUGACGUUUGCUGGCAACUUCUUUCCACCUACUGCCACCCAGAACAGGUCCCACUUCAGAGACUGCACGAGAUUUGUUCAUCCGUCUACAUCAAUGGCACAACUCUUAAUUGGGUUCCACCUGCGAUCGAGGAUGUUAUCGGACUGGAAAUAGCAUUUCACAAUCCCCUUCGCUCUUUGGAAGCUACAAAUCUUCUCGACCAAGAGCCAGAAAAUCAUCAACCCAUUGCCGACAUACCCGACCUGCGAGAGUCUGCUAGGAACCGGCUGGACCAACUUCCACAAGAGCUCAUAGAAAUGAUUGCAAAGGAAUUGCCCACACAGGAUUUCCUGAACUCGAGACUAGCAACAAGAUCAUUCUGGCCGACGUUUCACACUCAAUCAUUUUGGCGCUCAAGAUUCACCGCCGGAGGCGAACGAUCAUGGCUCUUCGAGGCCCUAGAUGCCGAAGAAUCUAUUGACUGGCGAUCCCUAUACCUAAAAACGAAUGAAUCUCGCUUGACUUUGGGGUUGAGAAACAGGAAGAGGAUUUAG
Molecule: messenger RNA, 834 nt
Organism: Clonostachys rhizophaga
Lineage: Eukaryota; Fungi; Ascomycota; Sordariomycetes; Hypocreales; Bionectriaceae
Source: the annotation of a GenBank genome assembly